Molecule: messenger RNA, 1260 nt
Organism: Emiliania huxleyi CCMP1516
Lineage: Eukaryota; Haptophyta; Isochrysidales; Noelaerhabdaceae
Exons: 4
Coding region: 1-1260 (419 amino acids)
Molecular function (GO): metal ion binding; ATP binding
Source: RefSeq, a predicted model, not a curated record
AUGAGCCUGUCUUGCUCAACCCUCACGCUCGUCGCCGGCUUUGCCCGACCAACCGCCCCAGGGACCCGGCCUCUCCUCUACGUCGACCCUGUUGAUGAAGAUCUCACGCGCGAGGCAAUCUCGCGCGGCGUGCCGCUGCUCCCUGUCUGGUCGGCUCCCUCGCGAAGGGUGCCUCGCUCUGCGCAGCGGGUCCCCGACAAGGCGCUGCAGCAGCUCGGGUCGAUCCCGGUCGCGCCAAAGAAUGGCGAGGAGGUGGCCUGGGCCUCCAGCCGGCUGCCGGCUGGCACUUGCCUCGGAGGCGUUCUUUGCGGGAGCGAAGCGGGCCUCUCGACCGCAGAGCGCAUGCAGGCAGCGCUGGUGCCUGAGCGAAGUAAUGGCGUUUGCCCGGCACGGCGGGACAAGCUGCUGAUGAACCGCGCGCUCGCGGGACACGGACUGCUGACGGCGGCGACGGCGAGCCCUUCUGACUGGCGCCCGCCGCCUGCUGCGAUCCACCCUCCAGACAGCUCCAAGUUGCAGCCCGCCGCCGAGGCCUUCAUCCGCUCGCUUCGCGGCAACCGAGUCGUGCUCAAGCCGCGGCGAGGCACGGGCGGCUGCGGCGUCGCGCUAGCGUGCGACGAGGCGCACGCUCGGCGCGCCUUCGAAGCGCUGCAGGCGCCCUUCUCUCCGGACGACGAGGUUGCCGCGGCGCCGCUGCUGCAAGAGUACCUUGCGGGCGAGGAGUGGGUCGUCGACACGGCGAGCAGGGACGGGGAGCACAAGGCCGUCGCGCUCUGGCGCUAUUCCAAGGGGCCGGCCAACGGCGCUCCCUUUGUGUACCGGUACGACGAGCUGAUGCCGGCGGCGGGGGAGACGGAGGCGCGGCUGGUCGAGUACGCUCUCGGCGCGCUCGAGGCGGUGGGGUGGCGGUGGGGCCCUUGCCACAUCGAGCUCAAGCAAACCUCGCGCGGGCCGGCCCUCGUGGAGGUCAACGCCGGCCGCUGCAACGGCGUCUCGUUUGCGAGCCUCACCGGGCCUUGCAUCGGGUACACGCAGUACGACGCCGCCUUCGCUUCGCUCGCCGACGACGACACCGCCUGGCGCGCGCUGCCGCCGCUGCCUCCGCCGUCGCUGCGCUCGAGCGCGCGGCUCGUCUGCCUGACAACUGACCUGCCGAGCGCCGCCGGCUAUGUGCUGCUCCGGCACGCAAACCACAGCCAAGUGGAGGAGGACUGCCGCACGAUAGAAGAGCUGCAGCCGGGUCUAAUGUUGGUCGAAUGA